GGUGAUGAUGAUUGUGUGCUGUCAGAGGAAGAGAUCCAGUCUGCCGCGGUCACCUGGGGUAAAGGACUUGCAGACUUACCCAUGGUUCCAGAGAGACAACACCCUAUUCUUCCUCAGGAGGGCAAGAGGAACGUCCUCGUGACCAGUGCCUUGCCUUAUGUUAACAACGUCCCUCAUCUGGGCAACAUCAUCGGCUGUGUGCUCAGCGCUGACGUCUUUGCCAGGUACGGUCGUCUGCGUGGUUGGAAUGUACUGUAUGUGUGUGGGACUGAUGAGUACGGUACAGCUACAGAGAACAAGGCCCGUGAGGAAGGUCUGACAGCGCAGCAGAUCUGUGACAAGUACCACGCUGUCCACGCCUCCAUCUACCAGUGGUUCCAGGUGGACUUCGACUUCUUUGGCCGCACCACCACAAGGAAACAGACUGAGAUAGCCCAGAACAUCUUCUGGCGUCUCCAUGAGCGAGGCUUCCUACUUGAAGACAUUGUGGAGCAGCUGCGCUGCGAGGCGUGCCAGCGUUUUCUAGCCGACCGCUUCGUCGAGGGAACAUGUCCCUUCUGCUCUUACCCAGAGGCCCGAGGGGACCAGUGUGACAAGUGUGGCAAGCUUAUCAACGCUGUGGAGCUACGGGAGCCUACUUGUAAGGUGUGUAGUCAGACUCCUGUAGUCCAAUCCUCCAAACACCUGUUCCUGGACCUGCCCAAGUUGGAGGCUGAGUUGGAGCAGUGGUUGGAGAGGUCUACUGGGUCAGGGGACUGGACGGCCAACGCCAAACAGAUCACCAGAUCCUGGGUGAGGGACGGACUCAAACCCCGCUGCAUCACCAGAGACCUGAAGUGGGGAACCCCUGUACCUCACCCCGACUUCUCUGACAAGGUGUUCUACGUGUGGUUUGACGCUCCUAUUGGUUACCUGUCCAUCACAGCCAAUUACACUGACCAAUGGGAGAAGUGGUGGAAGAACCCACAGCAGGUGGAGCUGUAUAACUUCAUGGCCAAGGACAAUGUUCCGUUCCACAGUGUGGUGUUCCCCUGCUCUCUACUGGGAGCACAGGACAACUAUACACUGGUCAACCACCUGGUGGCUACAGAGUACCUGAACUACGAGGACACCAAGUUCUCUAAGAGUCGAGGUGUUGGUGUGUUUGGUGACAUGGCCAAGGACACGGGUAUCCCCUCUGACGUGUGGCGAUUCUACCUGCUGUACCUCCGUCCCGAGGGUCAGGACUCGGCCUUCUCCUGGGUCGACAUGGCCACCAAGAACAACUCUGAGCUGCUCAAUAACCUGGGCAACUUCAUCAACAGGGCUGGUAUGUUUGUCAGUAAGUUCUUUGAGGGCUGUGUCCCUGCCAUGGUUCUUCAGCAGGAGGACAAGAGACUGUUGGCUCAGGUGGGAUGGGAGCUGAAGCAGUACAUUAACCUCAUGGACAGAGUCAAGAUCCGUGAUGCCCUGAAGUGUAUCCUCAACAUCUCUCGCCACGGUAACCAGUACAUCCAGGUCAACGAACCCUGGAAGAAAAUUAAAGGAGACGAAACAGACAGGCAGCGAUCGGGUACAGUGACAGGUGUGUCUGUGAAUGUGGCGUGCCUGCUGUCCGUCAUGCUCCAGCCCUACAUGCCAACGGUCAGUCAGACCAUCCGCAGGCAGCUGAACGCUCCGCCCUCCGUCACCGGGACCCUGCUGCAGGGCCCAGGGACCUUCGUCUCUCUGCCCGCCGGGCAUCACAUUGGCACGGUCAGCCCGUUGUUCCAGAAGCUAGAGUCCGAACAGAUUGAGUCUCUGAAGAAGAGGUUUGGAGGACAGCAGCCAAAGACGACAGCCCAGCCUGAUGUCAACGAGCCUGCCACAACCCCAGCUUCAGAUCCGGCUGCUCAGACUGCAGUGAACGGAGUAGACGCUGAGAGAGCCAGGGAGUUAACACUGGCUGUGGCAGAACAGGGGGAGAAGGUGCUAGUUGAGGUCACCAAACUACUGGAACUGAAACGGCUGUCCCUGGCUGAGGGAAAGGACCCAGAACCAGUGCUGACAAAAGGCAAGAAGAACGCCCAGCCUGCCACAACCCCAGCUUCAGAUCCGGGGGAGAAGGUGCGAGUAGACGCUGAGAGAGCCAGGGAGUUAACACUGGCUGUGGCAGAACAGGGCGAGAAGGUCCGGACCCUGAAGGGCCAGAAGGCAGAGGAAACUGUGAUUGGAGCAGAGGUCACCAAACUACUGGAACUGAAGAAACGGCUGUCCCUGGCUGAGGGAAAGGACCCAGAACCAGUGCUGACAAAAGGCAAGAAGAAGUGAUUAGAAAGAGAGAGAAGACCAACAAGAGGCUGGACAAAUAUGAGCUAAGUAGAGGCAAGAUUUGAAUAAUAAUAAGUUGAAAUAUGAGACACAUAAACACAUCUGUGACAGGAUGGAAGACAACGUUUUGUUGCUCAUGGGGACAGAGUAAUAGGAAAGAUCAGUAAUCGAAGAGGGGGGUAAAUUGAAAACUGCUACAAAAUAUUCAGUCAAGACUAUUUCUACAUCUCUUUACUCGAAGUAGCAGGUUCUAGUAGGCUGCUGGCUCGGUGGGUUCCCCGUCAUUUUAUCACGGUAUCAUGAAGAGUUAUAAAAUGGUGUCGCUGCGACCAGGCUGGUGGCACCCGGCAACGGCUCUACUGUCACUAUGCAGCCAGUAGUUCAGGUCGGUGUGUGUAGAACGAUGUCUGCAUAAUGAUAUUGUAAUAUUGUUAUAUAAAAAAAUAAAAAUAAAAAAAGUCAUGUUUUUA
This is a messenger RNA of Oncorhynchus masou masou (cherry salmon), 2759 nucleotides long. Its product is annotated as methionine--tRNA ligase, cytoplasmic-like. The record is from RefSeq and is a predicted model, not a curated record. Gene Ontology annotation, molecular function: ATP binding; methionine-tRNA ligase activity. Gene Ontology annotation, cellular component: aminoacyl-tRNA synthetase multienzyme complex; cytosol. Gene Ontology annotation, biological process: methionyl-tRNA aminoacylation. Lineage: Eukaryota; Metazoa; Chordata; Actinopteri; Salmoniformes; Salmonidae.